Molecule: messenger RNA, 2675 nt
Organism: Choloepus didactylus (southern two-toed sloth)
Lineage: Eukaryota; Metazoa; Chordata; Mammalia; Pilosa; Megalonychidae
Gene: MKNK1
Product: MAPK interacting serine/threonine kinase 1
Exons: 14
Coding region: 383-1630 (415 amino acids)
Biological process (GO): peptidyl-serine phosphorylation; intracellular signal transduction; protein autophosphorylation
Cellular component (GO): nucleus; cytoplasm
Molecular function (GO): calcium/calmodulin-dependent protein kinase activity; calcium-dependent protein serine/threonine kinase activity; calmodulin binding
Source: RefSeq, a predicted model, not a curated record
UUCCGCGUUCUCGGCGGAACGAUCUGUAGGUGGGGGUGCGCGCGACCGAUCCCGCGGGGAGUCAACUGAGGUGACGGCAAGACAGCGAGAUUUUUGUGCCAGACAUGGUGAAGCAGAAACAGAUGGAACUGAAGAAUGUUUGCUACAUACAGAGGCCAUUGAGACACUUCCUGUAGCUGGAAGACACUAUCCCUUUGGACUGGAGCAUUAUUUCUUUUGGAAUUUCAAGUUUACAGAGGGUUCACUUCUCAGAAGUUGGGCAAACCUAUAGUGAUCAUACCAUCAGAAACCAGAUCAACCAACACAAGGGUGAGGCAGAAGGAGAAUGUAGCCUUGUACCAGAUACCAGAACUGCCAUGAAAUACCUUGGAUUGACUUCGAAAUGGGCAGCAGUGAACCCCUUCCCAUCGCAGAAAGUGACAAGAGGAAGAAGAAAAAGCGGAAGGCCCGGGCCACUGAUUCCUUGCCAGGGAAGUUUGAAGAUGUGUACAAGCUGACUUCUGAAUUGCUGGGCGAGGGAGCCUAUGCCAAAGUUCAAGGUGCUGUGAGCCUGCAGAAUGGCAAAGAGUAUGCUGUCAAAAUCAUCGAAAAACAAGCUGGGCACAGUCGGAGUAGGGUAUUUCGGGAGGUAGAGACGCUGUAUCAGUGUCAAGGAAACAAGAACAUUUUGGAGCUGAUUGAGUUCUUUGAAGACGACACAAGGUUUUACUUGGUCUUUGAGAAAUUGCAAGGAGGCUCUAUCUUGGCCCACAUUCAGAAGAGGAAGCACUUCAAUGAGCGAGAAGCUAGCCGAGUGGUGCGGGAUGUCGCUGCUGCCCUCGACUUCCUGCACACCAAAGGCAUCGCUCAUCGUGAUCUGAAGCCAGAAAAUAUAUUAUGUGAAUCUCCAGAAAAGGUGUCUCCAGUGAAAAUCUGUGACUUUGACUUGGGCAGUGGGGUGAAACUGAACAACUCCUGCACACCCAUAACUACACCAGAGCUGACCACUCCAUGUGGCUCUGCAGAAUACAUGGCCCCUGAGGUGGUGGAGGUCUUCACAGACGAGGCCACUUUUUACGACAAGCGCUGUGACCUGUGGAGCCUGGGCGUGGUCCUCUACAUCAUGCUUAGUGGCUACCCCCCUUUUGUAGGCCACUGUGGGGCUGAUUGUGGCUGGGACCGGGGCGAGGUCUGCAGGGUGUGCCAGAACAAACUGUUUGAGAGCAUCCAGGAAGGCAAGUAUGAGUUUCCUGACAAGGACUGGGCACACAUCUCCAGUGAGGCCAAGGACCUCAUCUCCAAGCUCCUGGUUCGGGAUGCAAAGCAGAGACUCAGUGCCGCCCAGGUUCUGCAGCACCCGUGGGUUCAGGGGCAAGCUCCAGAAAGGGGACUCCCCACACCGCAAGUCCUCCAGAGGAACAGCUGCACCAAGGACCUGACGCUCUUCGCAGCCGAGGCCAUCGCCCUUAACCGCCAGCUGUCCCAACACGAGGAGAAUGAACUGGCAGAGGAGUCGGAAGCCCUGGCCGAGGGCCUCUGCUCUGUGAAGCUCUCUCCUCCCUCCAAAUCACGCCUGGCCCGCAGGCGGGCCCUGGCCCAAGCAGGCCGCCGUGGAGAAGUGGGACCGUGCCUGACUCCCACAGCACUCUGACCCGCUCCUGUCAUCCCUUCUAGGCCCUGGGCCUGUCCGGGCAUUGCCCCUAGAAACCUGCGAGGUCACAGUCUGCAGAGCAGGCAGAGGGCCCUGAUCUGCGUCUCCAUUCAGGCCUUCCCAUCCACAAAGACCCUGAGGUUCCCACCCAGCCCCCCAUUCCCCCAGAGUCCUCAAGGAAAAAGCUUCUUCCAAAGGGAUUGUCAUUGAAAAGGAAAGCAAUCACUUGUCGCUUUGCAUAAUCGCCUGUGGCAGGGACUUCUCUUUGCUGGGCUCCUUCCCACCUGCUCACCGGCCUGCAGAUCCAGCGUGGAUCCAGCCUGCUUUCCAGCUCACGGUGGCGUCUGCCAGGCUGCAGCCUUCGGGGAGCCAGAUUUGAGCGGUGUCAGUUGACAGAGGCUGCCAGCGUGUGCCUCUUCUCUCUCUGCACUGUCACCCUCCUCUGAUGGUCCUUCCCACCUUCCUCUGUCCUCUGGACGUCCUUUUUGUCUGUCUUCUCCCUUGGCUGAACCAAACCAUCCUCCCACUUCAGGGAAGGACGGGGAGCCUUCCGCAUUCGGGAAGCCAGAUCCGUCUUCCAGUCUGCAGCACGGAGAAGCACAUAAUCUUUCUUCACCAUGACCGAAACAUGUCCCUCAUUUAUCAUCCUCUACCUUGUUUGCGAUUGCUGCUAAAGCCAGUAUUAUUUCAUUUUAAAAAAGAAAAAGCCUAUUUUUUUAACCGUGCUCUUCCAGCAAAGAUGGAAUUUUAAACUCCCACUGCAAGCCCAGGGCUGGUACGGAGGGUGGCCCAGGCCUGGGGCACUUAGCUGGAGCUCCGUGCUGUGGUGGAGCCAGAAGGGAGGCAGGGCAGGCCCGCUUGGGAGGCAGCCCUCUGUCCUGGCCCGAGCAGCGCCCGGUGCCUGCUGCCAGAGAGCAGGAGGGGGCACCGCUGUCAGAUAAGCUGAGCUGUUGAGUUCCAUAAAGACAGAGAUUUGCAUAUGUCAGACAGUACAACGAGGCUAUUAUACAUUGUUCUUGUUUUAAUAAAACUGUUUUAAACUCUA